CUCUCGGGGCUGGCUCGAGAGUAGCGCAGUAGCCAAAGCCGCAGCUGCCAAAGCUGCCGCCACUAGCCGGGUAUGGCCAUGGCGUCCCCGGCCAUCGGGCAGCGCCCGUACCCGCUACUCUUGGACCCCGAGCCGCCGCGCUAUUUACAGAGCCUGAGCGGCCCGGAGCCGCCGCCGCCGCCCCCCGACCGGUCCUCGCGCCUCUGUGUCCCUGCGCCCCUCUCCACUGCGCCAGGGGCGCGCGAGGGGCGCAGCACCCGGAGGGCUGCCCGGGGGAACCUGGAGCCCCCGCCCCGGGCCUCCCGACCCGCUCGCCCGCCCCGGCCUGGUCUGCAGCAGAGACUGCGGCGGCGGCCUGGAGCGCCCCGACCCCGCGACGUGCGGAGCAUCUUCGAGCAGCCGCAGGAUCCCAGAGUCCCGGCGGAGCGAGGCGAGGGGCACUGCUUCGCCGAGUUGGUGCUGCCGGGCGGCCCCGGCUGGUGUGACCUGUGCGGACGAGAGGUGCUGCGGCAGGCGCUGCGCUGCGUUAACUGUAAAUUCACCUGUCACCCAGAAUGCCGCAGCCUGAUCCAGUUGGACUGCAGUCAGCAGGAGGGUUUAUCCUGGGACAGACCCUCUCCAGAAAGCACCCUCACCCUGACCUGUAGCCAGAAUGUCUGUAAACCUGUGGAGGAGACACAGCGCCCACCCACACUGCAGGAGAUCAAGCAGAAGAUUGACAGCUACAACACGCGAGAGAAGAACUGCCUGGGCAUGAAACUGAGUGAAGAUGGCACCUACACGGGUUUCAUCAAAGUGCAUCUAAAACUCCGGCGGCCUGUGACGGUGCCUGCUGGGAUCCGGCCCCAGUCCAUCUAUGAUGCCAUCAAGGAGGUGAACCUGGCGGCUACCACGGACAAGCGGACAUCCUUCUACCUGCCCCUAGAUGCCAUCAAGCAGCUGCACAUCAGCAGCACCACCACCGUCAGUGAGGUCAUCCAGGGGCUGCUCAAGAAGUUCAUGGUUGUGGACAAUCCCCAGAAGUUUGCACUUUUUAAGCGGAUACACAAGGACGGACAAGUGCUCUUCCAGAAACUCUCCAUUGCUGACCGCCCCCUCUACCUGCGCCUGCUUGCUGGGCCUGACACGGAGGUCCUCAGCUUUGUGCUAAAGGAGAAUGAAACUGGAGAGGUGGAGUGGGAUGCCUUCUCCAUCCCUGAACUUCAGAACUUCCUAACAAUCCUGGAAAAAGAGGAGCAGGACAAAAUCCAACAAGUGCAAAAGAAGUAUGACAAGUUUAGGCAGAAACUGGAGGAGGCCUUAAGAGAAUCCCAGGGCAAACCUGGGUAACCGGUCCUGCUUCCUCUCCUCCUGGUGCACUCAGAUUUAUUUGUAUUAUUAAUUAUUAUUUUGCAACAGACACUUUUUCUCAGGACAUCUCUGGCAGGUGCAUUUGUGCCUGCCCAGCAGUUCCAGCUGUGGCAAAAGUCUCUUCCAUGGACAAGUGUUUGCAUGGGGGUUCAGCUGUGCCCGCCCCCAGGCUGUGCCCCACCACAGAUUCUGCCAAGGAUCAGAACUCAUGUGAAACAAACAGCCGACGUCCUCUCUCGAUCUGCAAGCCUUUCACCAACCAAAUAGUUGCCUCUUGUCACCAAACUGGAACCUCACACCAGCCGGCAAAGGAAGGAAGAAAGGUUUUAGAGCUGCGUGUUCUUUCUCUGGCUUUGAUUCUUCUUUGAGUUCUCUUACUUGCCACGUACAGUACCUUUAUUUAUGAGUGAAAAGUUGUAGCACAUUCCUUUUGCAGGCCUGAGCUAAGCCCCUGAAAGCAGGAUAAUGCUCAUAAAAGGACUGUUCCCGCGGCCCCAAGGUGCCUGUUGUUCACACUUAAGGGAAGUUUAUAAAGCUACUGGCCCCAGAUGCUCAGGGUAAGGAGCACCAAAGCUGAGGCUGGCUCAGAGAUCUCCAGAGAAGCUGCAGCCUGCCCUGGCCCUGGCCCUGGCUCUGGCCCUGGCCCACAUUGCACAUGGAAACCCAAAGGCAUAUAUCUGCGUAUGUGUGGUACUUAGUCACAUCUUUGUCAACAAACUGUUUUUAAGUUACAAAUUUGAAUUUAAUGUUGUCAUCAUCGUCAUGUGUUUCCCCAAAGGGAAGCCAGCCAUUGACCAUUUAAAAAGUCUCCUGCUAAGUGUGGAAAUCAGACAGUAAGAGAAAGCCAAAAAGCGAGCACAGAAACGUGUCCAAGCUGUCUUCAGCCUUCCCCAGCUAAAGAGCAGAGGAGGGCCUGGGCUGCUUGGGUUCCCCAUCAGCCUCCAGCACUGCCUCCCUCCUCCCACUGGGACUCUGGGAUCUCCAGGUGCUGCCCAAGGAGUUGCCUUGAUUACAGAGAGGGGAGCCUCCAAUUCGGCCAACUUGGAGUCCUUUCUGUUUUGAAGCAUGGGCCAGCCCCGGCACUGCGCUCAGGGAGCCGGUGGGCCUGGCCUCCCUGAGCGCAGUGCCUCAGUGCCUUUUUGUUUUCAGAGAGAAAUAGGAGCAAGGUGAGUUUGCCUGAAGCUCUGCUGCUGGCUCCUCCUGCCAGGAAGUGAACAAUGGCAGCGGUGUGGGAGACAAGGCCAGGAGAGCCUGCGUUCAGUAUGGGUUGAGGGUCACAGACCUCCCUCCCAUCUGGGUGCCUGAGUUUUGACUCCAAUCAGUGACACCAGACCACAUUGACAGGGAGGAUCAAAUUCCUGACUCUACAUUUGCACUGGCUUCUUGUUUAGGCUGAAUCCUAAAAUAAAUUAGUCAAACAAUUCCAACAAGUAGCCAGGACUGCAGAGACACUCCAGUGCAGAGGGAGAAGGACUUGUAAUUUUCAAAGCAGGGCUGGUUUUCCAACCCAGCCUCUGAGAAACCAUUUCUCUGCUAUCCUCUGCCUUCCCAAGUCCCUCUUGGGUCGGUUCAGGCCCAAGCUUGUUCGUGUAGCUUCAGAAGUUCCCUCUCUGACCCAGGCUGAGUCCAUACUGCCCCUGAUCCCAGAAGGAAUGCUGACCCCUCAUCGUAUGAACUGUGCAUAGUCUCCAGAGCUUCAAAGGCAACACAAGCUCGCAACUCUUAAGAUUUUUUUAAACCACAAAAACCCUGGUUAGCCAUCUCAUGCUCAGCCUUAUCACUUCCCUCACUUUAGAAACUCUCUCCCUGCUGUAUAUUAAAGGGAGCAGGUGGAGAGUCAUUUUCCUUCAUCCUGCAUGUCUCUAACAUUAAUAGAAGGCAUGGCUCCUGCUGCAACCGCUGUGAAUGCUGCUGAGAACCUCCCUCUAUGGGGAUGGCUAUUUUAUUUUUGAGAAGGAAAAAAAAAAGUCAUGUAUAUAUACACAUAAAGGCAUAUAGCUAUAUAUAAAGAGAUAAGGGUGUUUAUGAAAUGAGAAAAUUAUUGGACAACUCAGACUUUACUAAAGCACAGUUAGACCCAAGGCCUAUGCUGAGGUCUAAACCUCUGAAAAAAGUAUAGUAUCCAGUACCCGUUCCCUCCCAGAGGUGGGAGUAACUGCUGGUAGUGCCUUCUCUGGUUGUGUUGCUCAGUGUGUAAGUGUGUGUUUGUUUCCAGGAUAUUUUCUUUUUAAAUGUCUUUCUUAUAUGGGUUUAAAAAAAAGUAAUAAAAGCCUGUUGCAAAAAUGACUCAUGUUAGAAACAUCUCCCUUGAACUUCACCAUCUUACGGACACUGCGAGUUGGGGAGAGAGGGUGAGAAUGGACAUGAUCACAUGCUUCCUGGUGGAGUCAGAUUUUCUUUUGCCUGAGAGCAGAGAAAUGAAGGCUACUGUUCACAUAAUUAAUUUGGAGAAAAUUGUCCAAAUGCGUAGGCGGGAGGGCGCUGCCUGGGUGACCAGCUGUUCCAUGUCUCUGCAGUGCAAGAGAGUCAAGGAGACUGAUUGCAGGCAGAGAUGCUGAUGUGUGGGAAAGAGAAGGGCCUUCUGGAGCAACGGGUGAUUUGACACCAGGACGCUACUGAGCUGGGCCAUAGUUCUUCUACUUCUGGAAUUAUUUAAAAAUAAGGUAGAAAGGAAUAGAUCUUUAAAAGUUUAAGAUCACUUCACCUGGAGGAAGGGGGCUAGAUCAAAUGACCAAAACAGUCCUUUCACUUGAGUUCUCUGACUUUCAUCAAAGGAACAUCUCAGUAAUCAUGGAAAUAACCACAUUAAAGUUAUUAAAAAGAAAUUCUUGCUGCCUUCCAGUAUUGACCACAUAGACUGCAAUACAUGGGGCCCAAAGAAUGAAUGAAUGUCCAACAAGCAUCCUUAAAAUUGCCCAAGAAUGGGGCACAUCUGUAACGUUUUUGUUCAUCUAAACCUCCAAGAAAUGUAUCUUUCAAUGAUUUUGCCAAAGUCCAAAAAUGAAGCAUUUUCUGCUUUUCAUUGACACUCAUAUGGUUACAGCAUAGGGUUAAUAAAUUCAAAGCUGUACGUUUGACAUUGAUACAGAUUAUUUGACUUAGCACAUAGGAAAAAGAACCUGUUACACAGUCUGGCUCUACUCGGCCUUUGAAUAUGUCCCUAUGCUGUUCACAGGGGGAGAGGGAAGAUGACUCAAUGCAAAUGUGUCACCGUUACUGGAAAAACCACUCAAUGCACAGGUCUGGACAGCACUGUGUCAUGGCAAAGUGCUGUCAUGUUCAUUGUGGGUCAAACCACAAUUAAGGGUAGAUGUUCAUUUUAGACCCAGCCCUACCACUUACUGGCUUUGUGUCUUCAGCAGAGAUCAACAAGGCAGGACAUGACCUUUCUUAGCCUCCACUCCCUCCGAGAUCAUGCAAAACAAAUCAAGUUUGUGAAAGAACUUUGCACAGUGCUAUAUUUUACUUGUAUUCACAUAAGGAACCAUUGUUCGUUACUACUAUACAGAUCAUAAUCCCUCAGAUCAGACUCUGGCAGGCCAAAGGCUUUAACAGGAUCCUGUUUAGGCUCAAUUUCUGGAAAUCCCUUUCCUAGUUUCAUAUGCUCAUGCUGGUAGAGAUAGGAUUAGUGAAAUUAAGGAGUUUACUUAUGAGUAAAAAGGCCUAUUCCGGGCCUGAUAACAGACGGUAGGAGGCGCCACACACACAUUUUCAAACCCAUUCCUUUUUUCCUUUUCAAGCCUCAAACGGGCAAUUUGUGGAUACUGUGGAUAUUUUUAAGCCUUUCUUAUCUCAGUUUGAGAAAAACUGAGAAGAGAAAGAAACAAGUAAACCAAAGUGCAACUGUCUCUUAAUGGUAAAACCCAAAAACUCAAGGAAUUUAGCCCAGUUCUCCCUCCUAUUGUACAAGGAGAGAUCCAGUCAGUGAAAUGAUUCCAUAAACUGAGCAGGGACCAGCGCAGUGGUUCUGUACCUUUCUGGCAUCAAGUGAUCCCUUUGGGAAUUUGAGGAACGCAUGGUCCAUCUCUCAGGAAAAUGAUCGUACAAAAUCUGUGCACCAUUUCAGGGAGUUCAUGGAUCGUCUAAAGACCUAUUAAAGACCC
Pongo pygmaeus (Bornean orangutan) is the source of this 5453-nucleotide messenger RNA. RefSeq names its product Ras association domain family member 5 (gene RASSF5). Gene Ontology annotation, cellular component: nucleus. The record is from RefSeq and is a predicted model, not a curated record. Bases 73 to 1329 code for a protein of 418 amino acids. The transcript is spliced from 6 exons. Gene Ontology annotation, biological process: signal transduction. Lineage: Eukaryota; Metazoa; Chordata; Mammalia; Primates; Hominidae.